GAAGAUGGCUGCCACACCAGGAUUAAAUGUGGAGUGUUUCACCUUUUAAGUUCAUAAUUUAAGUUAAAUUCUACCCAUCUAAGAUUAAUAAGGUCAUUGGAUGCAAGAUAAAGUUCUCCUUUAGUAAUAAGCGGCCAAUGAAGUACAAUCAAACACAACAGGGAAGUAUCCACAAAAGUAUUCAGCUAAUCAACAAACAAUGCUCAAAAUAUCCAAAUCAGUUGCACUGCUCUCAGUAUCCACAGAGAAAUGUGUGGUGUAUCAGAGGUACCCUGGAGAAAACGACCAUGCGAUGACAUGAUCAACUGAAAAACAAUACCUGUCCCACAUACAGCAAUGUUUUGAGUGAUAAAAAAGCCCACAAAAGGCCCUGCCCAGACCAUUGAGAGAAGGUGGGGCUUUACUUGCCUUUAUAGUCAAGACCAUUGAAGGUGAGAUGAACGCUAACGCAUCUUGCUGAAAGACUACAAUCAACAGACAUCAACAGGAAUGAGGGCCCUUGUGAUGUUGAGCAUCCUGGGUUGUGCGCUGGCACAGGACAGGACGUUUUUAUGGAAUGGUCAGGGAGAACCUAGUCAGAAUGAUACCAACGAGAACGUGUGUCUGACGGAUGAGGCGUCCUGUGGCUGCUGUCUGAUGCAGCAGCUGAUGUGGAGGAUGGAGACGUUCUUCAACAUGAGUCUAAAUGAGCUGCAGAGGGGCCUGGAGAGAGCUCAAGGCGUUUUAAACAAUAUUCGUGCCAGCCGCAGCGCCUUCUCCGUGGCUCUCACCGACGAACGCCUCUGCGUGGGACCGUAUCGCGAAGAAGCCAUAGUGAAGUAUGGGAGUGUAUUCAUUAACGUGGGAGACGGCUACAGCACCAGUACUGGCACCUUUGUCGCUCCACGUUCCGGUGUCUACAACCUGGCACUCACCGUGUACAGUGAUGCUGGUGCCCCGGGAGCCAGACUCGCCGCCUGUGCACGACUCCGGCUGAAUGGACGCACGCUGGCAGCACUGAGUGAAAACAACCAUCAAGAUCAGGAGGACAGUGUUAGCGCUGUGAUAGCAGUGCAGCUGAGUGCAGGGGACGCAGUGGACGUUGCUCUGCCAGCCGGUUGCUUCUUGUGUGAUGACAACAACCAUUACAAUACUUUCACUGGCUUCCUGCUCUAUGCAACUGAUUAAAAGAGAACAACCAAUGUUGUUUUUAAAAGCGCAUAGUAUUCAGUAUGUAAUGUGUUGCAUUGAAAAGUACACAAUGCAGCCCUUAGGAGCUAGUGCAACAAUAAAAACUUAAAGGUGUAGUUUGCUAUUUCUUGUGACAUGACUUGCGGGUUUGCACAGUAUACUGUGAUUGUAAGUUUCAUUUGAGAUUCUGUUUCUUUCCACACCACUCUGCAUUGGACAAACUAACACGAGACCUUUUUGAAAGCUACAACCAUUAUUUCUAUUGCAAGGAACUUCCAAAGUACUAUUUUAAUUAUUUAAUAAACAUUUUGAUUCUGU
This is a messenger RNA of Triplophysa rosa, 1488 nucleotides long. It is a transcript of the gene cbln20, whose product is annotated as cerebellin 20. The record is from RefSeq and is a predicted model, not a curated record. The coding region runs from base 490 to 1167 and encodes 225 amino acids. The transcript is spliced from 6 exons. Gene Ontology annotation, molecular function: protein binding. NCBI's taxonomy places the organism in Eukaryota, Metazoa, Chordata, Actinopteri, Cypriniformes, Nemacheilidae.